AUGACAACCGACGAAAAGGUAACCACAGCGGAGGAGAUAUUAAAUGACAGGUUAUCCGAGGUUUCAGGUGCGAAUAAUACAAAUGUUACUGAUAAUACGAAAAAAGCAAAAGUCAAGAAAGAGAAGUCGUUAGAGCAACAAAUCCCCAAAGGUAAACCAAAGUCUGGUAGAGUGUGGAAGGAAGAGAAGAAAAGAUUUUCAUCUAUCGUGAAAACACGUGGUAUACGGUUAUCCUUCGACAAGAAACAAAAAUUGAGAGAGAAUCUGAAGCACGUUAAGGAGAUGUCGAGAGCGAUAAAGGCAGAAAAACAAGCGGAAAAGGAGGCAAAGAAAGAGAGACGAAGAGCCAAUCUAAAACGCGCGGAAGAGAAUCAAAGGAAGAGUGAAAUUGUACAAGUUGUACGUAUUAUUCAUUGAAAUCUUACAAAUAGUGUGAAAAAUGUACUGAAUGUAAUAUUUAUUUAUAGAUUACAAACACUGCAAAAUUGAAGAAGAUCAAGAGGAAACAUUUGAGAAUGAUACAAAAAAGAGAUACACUCAAUCUAUA
Heterotrigona itama is the source of this 547-nucleotide messenger RNA. The record is from the annotation of a GenBank genome assembly. Lineage: Eukaryota; Metazoa; Arthropoda; Insecta; Hymenoptera; Apidae.